This is a messenger RNA of Loa loa (African eye worm), 1345 nucleotides long. RefSeq names its product membrane protein. The transcript has 7 exons. The coding region runs from base 131 to 1213 and encodes 360 amino acids. The record is from RefSeq and is a predicted model, not a curated record. NCBI's taxonomy places the organism in Eukaryota, Metazoa, Nematoda, Chromadorea, Rhabditida, Onchocercidae.
CAUUCAUUGCACAACCUGUGUCUCAGUAAGACAAUUUGUUAAUCUUCAAGUGAAAGCAGUAAGUGAGCUUGAUACCAACCGGAUUAUUCACCAUUUUCAAGAAGGUCGGAAUUUUUGCAUUUCGAGCUUUAUGGAUGAUGGACAUUCUGCUGAUGACUAUAUAAUCUUUCUUAAGGGACAUCCGUGCAAAUUUCCUACUCUUUCGGAGGUUUCUGGACAGUCGGCAAGAAAGGAAGUAGCGCAAUUUGUGCGCGAAUACUUUGCUUCUGCUACUGUUAGUCAUAUGCUGCUGGAUAAGAUAGUCUCAUUCUGCGAGGACUCAUCGCAGCAACAAAUUCUUGGUGAUAUCCUUUGUACCAUAUCGUCUCACGUCAGAAAGUGUCACUUUCGGAAGUCAAAUCAUAAUGCUUUGAAAUAUAUCGUUGAACAACUGGAAAUACGACAUGCUGAAAUUGGCUGGCAGUUGUACAGUUGUUUGACUAAUUCUAUUAUGGACAAAACAGCACAUGUAGAUAGAGUUUAUUUCGAUGAAUAUUUCUCGAAGUACAUCAUUGUGCAAGAGAACCGUUAUCAGUUAUCACAAGGAACUACUGGCCUUUCUUGUUGGCAGGCAUCAUGUGAUCUAGCGAAUUAUUUGUUGAAACACGGUCGUGAUUAUAUUAGCGGACGUAAUAUUUUAGAACUAGGUGCCGGUUGUGGACUUCUUGGUAUUGCACUUGCUGCUUCUGGUUUUACCAAAAGCAUUACACUUUCUGACGGAUGUGUUGAUGUAUUGAAUGUAAUCCGCGAUAAUAUUUGGUCAAAUUUUUCAGAGAAUUGUGACAUAUUUAACGUUAUUUUUCUUGAAUGGGAAACCGUAAAUGUGGAAAAUAUUCCUGUUGUACCAGAUGUUAUCUUUGCGGCAGAUGUCGUUUACGACACACUGACAAUAAAACCACUCGUCCGUACCAUCAGAAAACUUCUUGUUGCAUUUACAAAAGAAAUCAAAACUGGUCCGUUUUGUCUGCUAGCAAAUACAAUAAGAAAUCAAGAGACUAUGGAUCAAUUCUUAGCUUGUGCAGGCGAAAACGGACUUUCAGUGAGAAAUUGUUUUAUUUACGAGAACAGUGUCUUUAAAUUUGCUACUAGAAAUGUAGAAGACCAUUCACUAUUCCCUUUCACAAGUAGUAUUCAGUGUCCCACAAUAUUUCAUGAACUAAUAUUGAAGGAUUGAAACAACAUAUAAAUGGUUUGUUGGUUUACAAUUUCUUUAAAUUGAAUGCUUCGUUAUUUCUGGAAUCUUGGGAUAAUGAUAUCAGCAGUAUGAUAAGUUUUUAUUAUGACAUUGAUAUUCAGUCACUUCUCG